Drosophila willistoni is the source of this 901-nucleotide messenger RNA. RefSeq lists its product as uncharacterized. Bases 266 to 805 code for a protein of 179 amino acids. The transcript has 3 exons. The record is from RefSeq and is a predicted model, not a curated record. Lineage: Eukaryota; Metazoa; Arthropoda; Insecta; Diptera; Drosophilidae.
AUUCUUUUCAUUUUAAAUUUUUCGAUUGUGCGUUUAUCAUUAAAACAUAAAGACAACAAAUGCGAUACAAAAGAUAUAUUAUGAUCUAUAGACUGCCGGAUAGCAAAUUUUUUCAAUAGCAACUCACACAAACCAUCUAAACACUUGUGAAUAAUCAAAAGUAUUUGGUUUUCUUUUUUUUUUUUUUGCUUAUUUCUUUAUCGUAUUGCGAAUUGCAAAUACAAUUGAGUAGUGUUUGAAAGAUAAAAAGAUAACCAACGAAAGCAUGUCCCAGGACAAUGAUGAGAUUGAAGUGGACAUAUCUUAUCGGGAGACAAGGGAGACAAAGUCAGAAGGAGAUGUGGAAGAAGCAGAUGAACAAAAUUUACAGCCAUGUGGAAGUCAAACGCUGGACAAACGCCUCAAUCCAAAUGCUCCAGCAUUUGUGCCCGGAUUGACAGCCAGCAUAUUGGCCAAUAAAAUUAUUGAAGAAUUGCCACCUUAUUGCAUAUGGAGUCGUGCAUCAACACCAGAAAAUGAUUCAUUUGGCGUACCCUAUGAUCGCAUCUGGCGGGAGAGUCCAUUCAAUCACAGGUCACCAGUAACAAGAUCAGUGACCCUUAAUGCCAGAGCUAAACCAUAUGUACCCAAGUCACUGCAAUUUCAGGAGGUAGUUGACGAUGUUGUGCAACAGCAGCCACAAAGACAACUACAUCCUGAACUCUCGGAACGUGUUGAAGAAUUCUCAAGAACGAGCCUCAGAAAUGAGCAAGUGGAAAAUGAUUUUGAUGAACCCUACCGAUGUUGUGGCUGCCGAAUGAUGUAAUCAAUGGGUAUAUGUCCGAGUUAUACUGACCUUCCAUCUUAUUCUGAACCGAUGUUAAUUUGUCUUCCUUAAAAUAUAAUGAUUAAAAAAGGUUAA